AGUUUUACUUCAAUAUUAAUAAAUGAACAUUUCUAGCUGGCAGCUGCUGCAGGUUCUGUUUUGCAUUAUGAUUGUGUCAAACCAUUCACAGAUAUCAACCCGAGUUCUACAGCUUCUUCAGCAAGAGGACCAAAUUUGCAUCAUGCAAGACCGAUGGGGAAGCGCUUCCCACCAAGAUUUUUUCCAUUCUCAGGAUUCGAACUCGAAAUCUCUGGUCAAGAGUGGAGGGGUCAUAUCAAUCCUACCACAACUCUUCUACUUAUUAGUAAUAUCUUUGUGUUGGAAAUUCUGGAGGGCUGGGGGAGGAGUGCUCUCAAUCAAUCAUUUUCUUUUGAUGACUAGUGGAGAAUAAUAUUUUCACAUCUUUCGAUUUGGCUUGCAUGAUAUGGCCAUAGAGCCUAGAAUUUAUAAGACUUUUCUAGCAUGUAUCUAGUCUUCCUGCCGUCUCUCCUGUAGGCUACAACUAUUCGAAAACAUCAUUUUCACUUAGAUAAAAAUAUAAAUGAUAAACUCUAUGAAAAUAUGGCUGGGGAGGGAUGUUAAGAGAGUUUACGUAUGCUUAUAAGUUGGUCAAAUUAGGAGCUUAUAAACACUUUUUGACUGCUAAUGCCGGGCAAACAUUAAAAGUGCUUAUAAGUCAAAAUUGUUUUGAAGUCACUAACUAGUUACCCCAACUUUAAAUUGAACCAAGAUUUUUACUAAUUUAUCCCAAGUACUUCUGUAAUCUCCAAAAACACCCUCACCGAAACAAAACACUCGCUCUCCAUUUUACAGAGAGAAAAAAAACUAAUAAGCACUUUUUACGUACACAUUAAAUAUUUAUUAUCAGUUUCAGGGUUUCUAUUGUUUAUUUACAAAAUUAGCUUCAAUACCUAAAAGUGUUGUAGUACUUGUGUUUUAUCAGCUACUUUAAUUCAAUUAGCUAGGCCAAACAGGCUCUAAAAAGGGGUCUUCUUUAAACAAACACUGAUGACUAUGAUCUUUGCCGAGGAAUAAGCUUUUGGUAUUUCCUACACUCAUCACAACCAUAUUUUUGUUUCAAUGCAACAUGAAAAACUCAUAGUCAUUGUUUUGAUCACCCAGUAGAGCCAUUUUGAUCUGUUUUAUCCAGUGCAGGUGGUAAUAGAUAAUGGCAUAUUCCAACUAAGAUUGACAAAUCCAGGAGGAAAUAUCAUUGGUAUUCAAUAUAAUGGGAUUGAAAAUCUACUGGAGCUCAACAACCCAAGCUUGAAUGGAGGGUUCUGGGACUUAAAUUGGAGUGUACCUGGAACUGCUGGAACAAGAGGAAAAUUUGAUAACUAUUACGCAGGAUCGAAGGUAAUAGUUUUAAAGUUAUUAUGGAAACUGCAGAACAAAUAGAGCUCUCAUUUACAAGGACAUGGAAUCCUUCACUUCAGGGCGAGCAUUCCCCGUUAAACAUAGACAAAAGGUUCAUAGUUCUUCGGGAUUCGCCUGGUUUUUACUCUUACGCCAUUUAUGAACACAAAGAGGAUAUGCCAGAAUUCAACCUCAAUGAAGCCAGGAUAGCUUUCAUGCUGAGCAUAGAAAAGUUUCGGUACAUGGCUAUGGAAGAUGAUAGGCAAAGGCUAAUGCCUCUUCCUAAAGAUCGUGUACCUCCCAGAGGGAAGGAAUUAGCAUAUCCAGAAGCAGUCCUGCUAGUCGAUCCCGUGGAGCCAGAAUUUAAAGGAGAAGUUGAUGACAAGUAUCAGUAUUCGUGUGAGAACAAAGAUAACAAAGUCCAUGGCUUCAUUUGCUUAGACCCUCCAGUGGGAUUCUGGCAAAUUACUCCAAGCAAUGAGUUCAGAACUGGUGGACCUAUCAAACAGGAUCUUACUUCCCAUGUUAAUCCAACAACUCUGGCUAUGUUCGUGAGCACUCAUUAUGGAGGCGAGGAUUUCGUGAUUAAAUUUGGAUCAGGCGAACCAUGGAAGAAAGUUUUUGGACCUGUUUUUAUAUAUCUCAAUACUGUAUCGGACAAGAAUGAUGCACGUUCCCUUUGGGAUGACGCGAAGGAACGGAUGCACAGAGAAGUCGACUCUUGGCCUUACAGUUUCCCGAGUUCAGAAGAUUUUCCAAAAGCCGACCAACGGGGUAACAUCCAUGGUAGAUUAGUAGUCAGUGACAGGUAUAUAAGUAAGGAAUAUUUGUCUGCAAAGGGUGCUUUUGUCGGGCUAGCUCCACCUGGAGAUGCUGGAUCAUUUCAAAGAGAAUGCAAGGGCUACCAAUUCUGGACGAACUCGGAUGAUGAAGGUUAUUUCUCAAUCCAAAAUGUCCGUCCUGGGAACUAUAACCUCUAUGCUUGGGUAUCAGGCUUCAUUGGAGAUUACAGAUACGAAAAAUCCAUUGCAAUUACUGCAGCUUCUGAUGUUGAUACCGGUGAAAUUGUGUACGAGCCUCCGAGGAGUGGUCCUACAUUAUGGGAAAUCGGUAUUCCUGAUCGUUCUGCGGCAGAAUUCUACAUUCCUGAACCUAAUCCACAGUAUAUUAACAAAUUAUUCAUAAAUCAACCAACAAACAGGUUUAGGCAGUAUGGAUUAUGGGAGAGAUAUGCCGAUUUAUACCCAGAUCAAGAUUUGGUUUUUACAGUUGGAAGUAGUGACUAUAGAAAAGAUUGGUUCUAUGCUCAGGUGACGAGCAGAAAAAUUGGUGAUAACACAUAUAAACCUACAACGUGGAAAAUUAAAUUCAAUUUAGAUAGCAUUGAUCAGACUGGAAAUUACACACUGCGAAUUGCGCUCUCGUCUGCAACUUUCUCUAUAUUGGAGGUAAGGGUGAAUGAGGAAGAAGCAAAUCCACCACAUUUCUCCAGUGGAUUAAUAGGAAGUGAUAAUACAAUUGCCAGACAUGGAGUCCAUGGGCUGUAUUGGCUGUUCAGUGUGGAGGUAACUGCAAGACAACUCCUUCAAGGUGAGAAUAUCAUAUAUCUCAAACAAGAAAGGAGCUUCAGUGCUCUCCAUGGGAUUAUGUAUGACUAUAUUCGUCUGGAAGCUCCUCCUCUGUCCGCCAUGCAUUAUUAGUACUUUCAGUGGCGCGAACUUAGAGCAGGUUUUGCGGGUUCAACUAAACCUAUUACUUAUGUUGUAAGCUAUGUAUACAUAUGUAAAAAUGAAUAAAAUGUAUACAUAUAGUAAGAUCACACUCAUUUUGAACG
Lycium barbarum (goji berry) is the source of this 3151-nucleotide messenger RNA. RefSeq names its product probable rhamnogalacturonate lyase B. The record is from RefSeq and is a predicted model, not a curated record. The transcript has 15 exons. Lineage: Eukaryota; Viridiplantae; Streptophyta; Magnoliopsida; Solanales; Solanaceae. Gene Ontology annotation, molecular function: carbohydrate binding; catalytic activity. Bases 1338 to 3017 code for a protein of 559 amino acids. Gene Ontology annotation, biological process: carbohydrate metabolic process.